GCCACCACCACACUCAGCUACGGAGGCCCCCAAAGCACAAAUGUCUCCCAGCCCUGGCGUAUCCCGAUAGGUUUUGUCCUUCAUACUCCCGGUCCAAAGGCUCUGCUUUCAGUUUUUGUUAGGAAUUCGGAUUCGCGCGUUUCUUCUGGUGGCGGGAACUGUAGCGCUCUUCACGGAAGCCAAAGAUUUACAUGUGGUACCCAUAAAAGAUGAGACUGAGAACAAGGAAAGCUUCUCAGCAAUCAAAUCCAAUCCAAACACAACGUACUGCCAGAGCAAAGAGGAAAUAUUCAGAAGUUGAUGAUAGCCUGCCUUCAGGAGGAGAAAAACCACCGAAGAAUGAAACUGGCUUGUUGUCUUCGAUUAAAAAAUUCAUUAAAGGAAGCACACCUAAGGAAGAGAGAGAAAAUCCUUCGAAGCGGAGUAGAAUUGAACGUGAUAUUGAUAAUAAUUUGAUCACUUCAACACCAAGAACAGGAGAAAAGCCUAACAAACAGAUAGCUCGAGUAAGACGGAAAAGUCAAGUAAAUGGAGAAGCCGGUAGUUAUGAAAUGACAAAUCAACAUGUAAAACAAAAUGGAAAAUUAGAAGAUAAUCCUGCAACUGGCAGUCCUCCACGGACUACAUUGUUGGGGACCAUAUUUUCUCCUGUCUUCAACUUUUUUUCACCAGCAAAUAAAAAUGGAACAGCAGGAUCAGAUUCCCCAGGACAGGCUGUGGAAGCUGAAGAGAUAGUGAAACAGCUUGAUAUGGAACAGGUGGAUGAGAUCACUACCAGUACGACUACUUCAACUAAUGGAGCAGCUUACUCAACUCAAGCAGUUCAAGUGAGAUCGUCGAUAAAUAAUGGUUUAGAAGAAGCUGAAGAAACCGUUAAUCGGGAUAUCCCACCUCUUACAGCACCAGUAACUCCAGAGAGUGGUUAUUCAUCAGCCCAUGCAGAGGCCACCUAUGAAGAAGACUGGGAAGUAUUUGAUCCAUAUUAUUUCAUCAAGCAUGUUCCACCACUAACAGAAGAACAACUGAAUCGGAAACCUGCUCUUCCAUUGAAAACAAGAAGCACACCAGAAUUCUCCUUAGUUUUAGACUUGGAUGAAACCCUAGUGCACUGUAGUCUAAAUGAGCUAGAAGAUGCAGCACUUACUUUUCCAGUCCUUUUCCAAGAUGUUAUUUAUCAGGUGUAUGUGAGAUUAAGACCAUUCUUCAGGGAAUUCCUGGAACGAAUGUCUCAGAUGUAUGAGAUCAUUCUUUUUACUGCUUCUAAGAAGGUGUAUGCAGACAAGUUACUGAACAUACUAGACCCAAAAAAGCAGCUGGUCAGGCAUCGACUUUUCCGUGAACAUUGUGUUUGUGUACAAGGAAACUAUAUAAAGGACUUGAAUAUCCUGGGAAGAGAUCUUUCAAAAACUAUAAUAAUUGACAACUCACCACAAGCCUUCGCAUAUCAGCUUUCUAAUGGAAUCCCUAUAGAAAGCUGGUUUGUGGAUAAAAACGACAAUGAACUCCUAAAACUGAUUCCAUUUCUGGAGAGGCUUGUAGAACUGAAUGAAGAUGUCCGACCUCACAUCAGAGACAGAUUUCGCUUGCAUGACUUGCUGCCCCCAGAUUAAAUACAAAGACUUGUCAGAUCACUGAAGGGGGAGAGAAUGCAGAACCCUUUUGGACUAAGACAAAAACAUUGCCAUUACUGUUGAAAUUUUGCAUUUUUGUACCCCGUCUUGCUUUUCUUAUCUUUGGUGCCCAAUGAUAAUCAAGGGUUACAGAGAGAGACUUUAUCUCAAGAUUGAACACAUGCAGUAGGUAGGCUAAAACAGAAGAGUCUUUAGAACUAGUGCAACUCCAGUGAAGUUUUUUUAUGUACAGGACAUCUGCAGUUUAUAAAGAAUUCUGUUUCUGCCACCAGCAGUUCGACCUGUCGUCACACAGGAUUUUAUGAUAAUGACAGAGGUGAAAAUGGACUUUGUUUUCUCUCUGUUUGGUGCUCUAAGUGGGUUUGUAGCCACUUUUCUGUUACUUUUAAGAUUCUCAUUUCAACAGGAAUGGCCAGUAAAAGUUGUUUUAUUUUUCCUGUUAAGGUUUAUAACCUUUUUACAUUUUUGACCUGUAUUAGAUUAGAUUUUCAUUAUGCAUUCCUUUUAGUUGAGGCGCUUCCUAGUUUUCUGGAAAUAGUUUUUAGUUUUUUAUUAUACAUUUGGAUGGCCGUUUUCCUGCUUUGUCUGCCUGCAUAUUGUAUAUUUGUUUAAAAAUAUUCUCUACUUUUAGUCCAUGUAAGUUUCAUUUAGAAAGACAUACAUUUAUAUUUUGUUUCUGUAAUAUUCUACUGUAGGUGAAAUCUUUUCCAAAAUCAAGAGACUGGGUAGAUAUGAAUAUAUGAAUGACUAAUAUUCAAAAGAUGUAAACCAUUGUGAUAGCAUGUAUUCCAGACGGUAAUAUCUUGCAAUGGCACACUGAUUUAAUAGAUAAAGGUAUACCUCAGACUUCACUGUGCUCACCAGUCUUUGAGGAGAUGGAGUCGGGUGCCUGUGGGCUUGGUUUGGUGACCGCUGCCUUUGGCCUGCUCCAGGAAUGAAGUAUUCAGCACAGUGGCUCAGUGUUUUUCGUUACUUUGCAUGGGCUGGUCGUACCUCUGUUAUGCUCUGGGUUACAAUCGAUUCAAAACUACGUGUAACAGGCUUGGUACCUCACAGUAGCUAUGCAUAAUCCUGUGGCACAGUACACUCCCCAGCCACCGACACAGUUAAUAUGCUCUCAUAGUGGUUUUCUAUGCUAUAUGAAAAUGGUCUCCAAGCCUUGGCUCUCUAAUGCAGCUACCAUAAAGAGGUUGAUAUUUUUAUAGUGGGGUGUAAUCUCCUUUUCGGGAGGCUUUUUAUGGAAGGUAGAAUUUGUAAAAGUUAGUAUGCUUUGCCUCUCGACUGCAUUAACAUGCCACAGGCUCAGACUGUUUUUGUGUAAAGGAUGUCAAAGAACGGCACUUUUUCUAAAGAGAAGUUUGAUAUUUUGUAUGCUUGUUAAGAAAGUACAGUAUUGGAAAUUAAAGGUGGACAACUGAUAAUUGAGGAGUAUGUCAAUUAAUUUUUUAUGUAUAUUACCUGUUUACUUGUACAACUUUCUUGUACAAAUUACAUGCAGCUUCAUUUUCAAAUGAGUCCUUAAAAUAAGGAAAUCUUUUUAGGAAAACAUUUAAUUUUGUAUUUUUGAUUUUAAAGGCAUGAGUAUGUCCAUUUUCAGUGUAUUAAUGAAGAUUUUAACUUUUCAUCAGGUUGAGUGUUUUCUUCCUAUAUUAUCUGUUGUGUAUGUAGUUAGCAUAUUGUGUCACUGAACUGUUAAAAAAAUUAGCAUGUAGAGCAAGCUGUUUUGUGGAAAAUCCUUAUUCAUUAAAAAAAUAAUCAUGGCAGAUUUUCUGCAAAAAAAAAGCAUUUGCAAUUCAGAAUACUGAUUUUUUUUUUUAAUUAUUUAAAGAAAGGUAUUUUGCUUGCAGGAAAAAAUACUAGAGAUUCAUUUUAAUGAGAAUCUUUGAAAAUGUAUUUAUCUUUAGGGCAUCUGGGCAUUUUUAUGCUGUUUGUCUUCUGUCUUUCUUGAAAUAAAAUGUACAUAACGUUACCUUUACAUAUGCUCUUGCUCAAAAUUGUAAACCUGGUUACAUUUCUCCCUGCUCCCUUCCCUUUAAUGCUCAAGCAAGCAAACCCCAAAACCCAUUCAAGGUUUGUACUUUCAGUGGGCAUUGUAAUUGCUGGAAGUUUGUCUGGUUAAGUCAGUAUCAUUUCAAAGGGCUUUCCCAUACUCCAAGGAAAAUACAAGUCUAUUAUACACUGUGCCUGCGAGCACUUUAACAAUGAACACCAACUUUUAACUAAUCAUUUGAUUCACGGGAAAGCUGUUUUCAGUCCCACGCAAGGAGAGCUAGAAGUCCACUUACAAAUGAAUCACACGUAGCGUAGCUUCUGUAACGGAACGGAGGAAUUUUAUAUGGCCCGAGAACAUCCGACAAUGAUUCCGUUUUUCCUUCAUUACUGUAUUGGAGUCAUUUUAAAUUUGUUAAUACAAAGCUUUAAAUAACCUCUUGUUAUUUAAAGAGACCAUUUGUUGUCCAGCUUUCCUCCACCUAUAUAAAAGCUUCAUCUUUCCAUUCUUUUUGUUUUUGGUGCGUGUUAUCUUAAACACUUGUAUUUAAUUAAAUAUAACUGUAUAUUUUAUAAAUUGAGAUACGCCCAGCCCUUCAGCUCACAAAGGACAUGUGAACUGUUAAGCGACUGACUAGUAAAUGGUGAUACCUGAUGGGACACAGCAGAAGUGACCUGUGUCCACAUGACCACUCUCAAUACAUAUUGAAAUUGUGGUAUUUCCAAUGAUAGAUGUCUGACUUUUAAGACAUCCUUUUAAAUAUUUGUAUCAUUGUUAGGAUGUUCUAAUCAGUUGUGUUUUUUAAUUCCAUGUAAUAUAUGUAGCUUUGAUCAGAUUAUAUCACGAUAUUUCUCCUUGGGUCCUAAAAGAGAGUUAUGACAAUUCGUAAACUUAAAUUGUUUUAUAUUAGCUAGUAUAUGUAUAUUUAUUUACCUGAUGGCUUUAUCUGUUUCCCAAUAUUUGUUUGGGAUUGUUGAAACCAUUGUAACUUCUAUAAAUGGCUAUUUUCUUGUAACUGUCAGUGAAAUGAAUAUGUACAUUGUUUGCUUUUUUAUAUUUUUCUGGGUUUUUUAUUUUUGGUUUAGGGUUAGACAUAGAAUGGUUUUAAAACAAAAUGCCUUUGGCCAAUGACUUUUUUAGCUAGAUGUUACUUUCAACCUUGUACAGAAACUCAUUUUCAUUGUUCUGUCAGCUUACCUGAAAACAGAGACUUCAUCUCAUCCAUGAAGAAAGCAUUUCAUUACUUCUACAAAUCUUUCCAGCGAGCACGCACACAGUUCUUCGUAAGGACCAGAUCUCUCCCACGUCCGCGUCAACCACAUGCGGCUGAGAUGUGAAGGACACUGAAGCCCUCGUGACUGUACUACUAUGAUGGUAUUAUAUACUGCAUCAAGAGCUAGUGACGGUUCUCUAGCCCGGCUUCUCUUUGUCUUCCUGGGUAUUUAUUUGUUAGUUAUCUCUCUCAAUCUUGUCUAUCUAAAUUAGUUAAGAGUUACCCAUCGAGUAACUAUGCCAAGCAACUAGGAAAGAAUGUUUAUUUCCCCUUAUAGGGGAAGAGCGGACUGGGAACAAAACCGUGUGGGCCCGAAGGCCUGGGGUUGUUAUUCCUUCACUCUUACUCCUCUCGUGAGCUAGAUUUGAAUGUCGUAUUUUUUCAGUGCCGAUACGCUUACGUUAUUACUUUGAUGUCUUCCCUGAGUUGAAAGCCUGCGAAAGUACGUUCUAAGAGUUCAGAACAAGAACCACAAAACCAAUAUUUGUAUUUAGAUGCUACUUCAAUUAUUGGAAUCUAAGUAUCACGAGGCAGCAUUUUUAUAACAUGUUUCUCUGGAUCUUGAGCUGCAAUCGCCCGGAAGCCAGAGUUCUGGGGAUGUAACGUGUUUGGUGAUCCUUUUUAAGAAGGGGUGAGAACAACGAACGUGCAAUAAUUCGUUUGAGAAUACAAUUUUGAAACCGGUGUUUUUCAUCAGUAGUUCCCAACCUUGUGUGUUAGGAUUACUUUGAGGCCCACCUCAUGGAAACUUGCGUCACUGAGCCCAGAGGGGAGCCUGGCAGUUAGGCGCCUCUGAGAGCUAGGUGUGGGAAAUCACCUUUAAAGCACGUAUUGUAAAAGGCAGCUCUCUUUGCUUUUUUUAAAAGAAACUGGGCCCAGGUUUCACAGGAUCUAUUCAAGAUACAUAGAGGAAGAAUAAAGAAAAUUUAGGCAACUGCUCACUAUCAUUUUUGUCAUAUUAAAAAAAAUUUUUUUUGCAUUUCUAGCACUUGAAAUAGCUCAUCAUAUCUACAGUGGAAGGACAUGUCCCUGAAUGAAACCAUUAUAUAUAUAUUAACUGUAAAAUAUUUCACUAUUUUUUUAUUUUAUAAAUCUUUGUAGAAAUAAGCAAUGGAAUACUGCUUUCAUCUUUUGAAUGGGAUUUUUCAAGGCACUGUCCUUUUGGCAUUAAGGUAGGGGGGAGUUGAUAUUCUCUUUACCUGUUUCCACGAAAAUCAAUAUAAAGUCAUGGACAUUUAAAAAUCUCAAUUUAAUUUCUACUUAUUUACUAUGCAGUAUAGCCAUGAACAAGUAAUGUAGAUUUAGUUUUAUCAUUCAAUGCCCUGCUCACCCUACCUCACAGGGUUGUUGUGGGGAUAAAUAAAACUUUCAUGGAAGCACUUUUCUUUGAUGAUAUUUUAUCAGCCCUUGGAAACAAUAUAAUUUCUAACAACUUA
This is a messenger RNA of Echinops telfairi (small Madagascar hedgehog), 6330 nucleotides long. It is a transcript of the gene CTDSPL2, whose product is annotated as CTD small phosphatase like 2. The transcript has 13 exons. Bases 210 to 1610 code for a protein of 466 amino acids. The record is from RefSeq and is a predicted model, not a curated record. Gene Ontology annotation, molecular function: phosphoprotein phosphatase activity. Lineage: Eukaryota; Metazoa; Chordata; Mammalia; Afrosoricida; Tenrecidae.